This is a messenger RNA of Caretta caretta (loggerhead turtle), 4993 nucleotides long. RefSeq names its product outer dense fiber of sperm tails 2 like (gene ODF2L). The record is from RefSeq and is a predicted model, not a curated record. Gene Ontology annotation, biological process: negative regulation of cilium assembly. NCBI's taxonomy places the organism in Eukaryota, Metazoa, Chordata, Testudines, Cheloniidae. Gene Ontology annotation, cellular component: centrosome; ciliary basal body.
GCGGGCUCCGCCCCUGAGUGCCGGCGAGGGAAGGGAGCCGCGCUGCGGAAGCGGCGGGCGGCUACAGGUUGCCAAGGAAGCAGCUGCGGCUCCCGCCUCCCGCCGGGGAGAAGGAGCGCGACGGCCGUGGAGGGAGGCUGGAAUUAGGACACAAUGUUGUCGUCUAUGCACAUACAGAAUAACGAUAGUCUAUCAGAGUUGUAUGUUCAACAAAAGCUGUCUUUUGACAUUGCUGAGGGAACAAGACAUGCACUACCUAUUACACCCGGAGAAGCAGCAAAACUCUGUUCAUUGAUUCAGUCCUGUGAAGACUAUUUUAGAAUCAGAAAAGUCAACCAACAUGGAAAAUAUUUUACUGGUCUAAGUGAAGAAGCAGACCAAUUUUCAGCAUGCAUGGAGGAGGAACCCUUGAAGCAGAAUUGGAGUUCAUUUACCAAAGUUAUGGAUAAACAUCAGAGCAAGCUGAAAGAACUGUCACCCCAGCUCAAAAGCAGAUCACAGGAAAACUUCCUACAACAAAACCUGAGUGAAAUGAGAUGGUUGAAAGAAGAUGAAAUUGCCACAUUGCAGGAAAAGCUUCUUGAAGCAGAGAUGGCAAUCAGUUCAAUAGAAAUGUUUUUGCCUUCUUUUAAAGUCACUAUUGCUGGAAUGACAAAUGUGUGUAACCUUUCUACAUCAGAUAUGCUUAAGAUUUCUAAACAAGAGGAUUUACUGAUAAAGGAACUAGAGACUCUCAAACACAUAAAAGGAUUGUUAUUGCACCUACUUAGAACAACAGAGCAUGAAGAAAUAAGCAGUAAACAAAUUGACAUUUUGAUGCAGAAGUUAACUGAAAGUGAAACUGAAAAUGAUGGUCUCAGAAAAGAAACGCUUGAAACAGAAAAGCAUAUUGUAGAGCUUUCUUCUCAGCUUCAACAGGAAAAAGCAAAUGCACUGAAAGCAGACCACCUAUCAAAGUCAGUAGAAGCUGUACAAACCCAUCUGCAAUGCCAGAUUCAGAAAAAGGAGGCUGAGAAUGAUCAGUUGAAAGCAAAAUUACAGACUCUGGAAAAGAAAAUAACUGAGUGGAAGCUUCAAACUGGCAAACACAAGCACCAAAUUUUAGCUGUAAAGGAAACAAAUGAGCAAAAGAAGAAAUCUCUGAAAAAAGCAACCAGAGCCCAGAAACAAAGAGCUGAAUGUUUUGAAGCAUCUGUUGAAAAACUAACUUCCAAAAUUAGAAAGAGGGAAGUCAAAUUGUCUGAAGUACUUUCAGCUUCCAGUGUCUGGAAAAAUCAUCAUGAGAAGGCUGUAGAAGAAAAGACUAGGUUAGAGGUUCAAACUGAAACUCUGAAGAAGCAGAUCACAAACCUUUUGGAGGACCUGAAAAAAAUACAAGAUUGUGGAAGAAAUUCAAAUGAAGAAAUCCAUGGAAAGCUUAAUUCUAUCAAUUCAGAAAAUGCAAAUAUUCGUCUUGAAAAUGCAAAAUUAAAGGCUUUACUUGCUGCUUUGGAAGACAACACUGUUUCGGCUGAAGCUGAACUCUUAAACCUGCAAGAAAAAGUAAAGCAGCAGGAAAAUCUUGCUGAACAGUAUAAAACUCAGGUACAAAAAUUACAAACAGAAGCAGAAGAACUGAAAGUCAGAUAUGAAAAAGUGUUAAAUGAAAAGAAAAUAAUAGAAGCCAAAGAUUUAGAGAUAAUUGAGGUGAGGAGCCAGAUGCAGGCUCACUUGAAGGAGUUAGAACGUGUUCGUGACUUACUGAAAGUAGCUGAAGAGAGGCUGCAGGAGUAUCAGGAAAACCUGUUGUCCUACAAAAGGAGCUAUGCAGACAAAUCAAAAACCAUUAGGAAGCUACAGGUCCAGAUGGAUGACAACAGGUUCUUGAGAAACCAUUCUUUGGAAGAGGAAAAUUGUAACAUUAAGAAGAAAUAUGAAUAUCUUAAAAGACAGCUAGAAAAGAUGGAAGUACAAAAUGAAGAACUUACACAUCAGCUGGCAAACCAAGAGGAGAGUCUUCAGCAGAGUGAAUUGCAGCUUAAAGAGAAAUUAGCAGAAUAUGAUGCUUUAGCCAGACAGUUGGAGGCUGCUUUGGAAGAAGGCAGAAAAAAGGAGUCUGAAGUGGUGGAAAAAAAUUCAUCCAAGGAGAGAGCUCUUCAGACAAAAAUAUUGGCUCUGGAAACUGAAUUGAGAGAGAGACGAGAGGAGCAAAAGCGACUUGUCUGCAAAUUAAACAAUAGUGAGAAACAUCAGGAAGUAUGUUUGAAAGAAUUAGAGUACAAUCUACAAAAAUCAGAAAACCAGAACCACCGCAUCCACAAUUAUACAAAUCUUUACAUGUUCAACUGCAGCUGUAUCACUUCAAAAGAGAGAAAGCUGGUUGCAUCGAACUUCUUUCUGGUGGUUGUUACAAAAGGUUACAGAAGAAUUGUCAAGCAGCAAUAUGAGCUCAUCGGUACUGUACUUGCUUACGUGGUCACGAAUAUCUGUCUCUUAUAAUACUCUUUUGUUGGAGCUUUAACAAGUGGGAACCUUCCGUUUCUGCUGCUCUGAGCUCACAUAGAGUAGCAAAAGUGAUCAGACAUUCUUCAUGUCAGUUUGAACAUCCUUUUCAAAGAUGAGUUCAUCCAGCAGAAAGUGAAAAAGAGAUUUAAGCUAUGUAAGAACACAAACAGUUUGUGUUGUCUGUAUAAUGAUGAGAAAAAUAAGGCUGCAAUAUUGGUCAGGUCUACACUAUUCUGUAUUAAGAAGCUUCUCUAGUAAAAAUAUAUUUCACUAUAGUUUUUUAAUUUUUAAUACAAAGACAUUCAUUCUGCAUACUAUAGGAUUUGACAUUCUGGAUGAGACAUCUGACUUAUAAACAGUUUGUGCCAAUACAACCUAAAGGCUGAUUCAGCAUGGUACUUAAUCUGUACAUAACUUUGAGCAUGUGAGUAGUCCCGCUGUCCCAUCAAUGUCAUUGGGACUAUUGUCUCACGCUUAAGUUCCCUGCUAAAUCAAGGUCAAGGACACUUACACUGUUACAUUAUGCUCUUGAUGGUACUGAAGCAUCCAUGUUUUUUAAUCACUAUAUUUGUACUAGUAACUCCACAUGAUGCAUGGGAUUUUUUUUUCUUAAAUUAAGUUUCACUGUAGCUUCCAUCCAAGGAUUGUUAAUAUGUGAUCCAUGAACCCGAGUCUCUUUAAUCAACCUGAUAGAUUUGUUUGGGACUGGGAGGAGAAACAACCCAUUAAAGGGACAGUGUCAUUCAGAAGAGUUGUCUUUCCUCCGUACUCUGUACCUUUCUGUGUAUAUUUGUUAACACAAUAAAAUUUAAACUGUUUGGUUUUUUAGAAUUAUCUAGAACAAUCUAGACACAGUAAAGUUGGGAAAUGAGUUGCAUUUCAUAUCCAUGCACAGUGUCCCUUAAUUAAGGUUCUGAAAUUCUAACCAGGUGGAGUUUUGAGUCUGCUAGUCCAAAAGAAGCCAAUAAGCUCUCAGUCACUAAUCUUGCAAUUAUUGAUCUCUGAUAAAAGGGAAAGUAAUGCACCAGUGUCUCAUUUUUCACUGUAUUUGGGAAAGUUAGGAUUUGAAGUAGAAGAUGCUCAUAAUAUCAUAUGCUUUAGAUUUAUUAAUGUCUGGAAGAACAGAAUUUAAAGCAGAAGCAUAAAUUUUAAGGCUACUUGGAGCCCUACCCUCUUUAAUCCUGUCUGCCAAAUAGCCUAUUACUAGUAGUUUAGGGUUGAUAGAAGAUCUUUUAUCUCUGUUUCCUAUCCAUGGCAUAAAGCUGCUUUAAAUUCUGUUGUAAGAUAUAUUCGUGGAAACUUUCCAGAGAGAUAAUAGAAAACUUAAUAGCUUCCCUCUGUAAACCUGCCUCCUCAAGGAAUUUCUUGAUAGAAGACAUAUGAGAUAUGAUCUCCACUGAGUUCCUUACAGCUGAGUCAUCAGCCUGAUGUGAUAUGUUACUAGCUCUCAAGCCUUCCCAAUGUUCUUGCAUAGUCCAUUAGUAUUCUUAUUAGUGCCUGAAACCAAGAUCUGGAUCUCCAGAUAAAUUUUAAAAGGGACGACUAAUAUCCAAUUCACCAUAACUUCCACUAAAAUCUUCACUACUGCAUUUUGCAGCAGAGGGAAUAAAGGAAAGUAAUUAGUCCCCAUAUAUGCACUUUUUUGCAAAGGCACCUGUUACUGAGUCUUCCCUACAAGGGAACUUGCAAAUAAAUGUCUCCAAUCUCCUGUUUUCUGAUUGUUCUGGAAGUCCCCCAUAGAGCUAUAUAUCUAUGGAAAACUGUCUUCCUCCUGAAGACUUUCCUUUUCAAAAGGGCAUUCCCCAUCAUCUUUCCUUUGCUUGGAAUGUGAAGAUUUGCAAGAGAAGCUGCUAGAAUCUAGCAUAAUUUCAGAAUUAUUAGUAGAGCCAUCUGUCUAAUAUUGCCCUCUACAAUCUGUUCCCUGGCUAAGAAACUACCAAUUUGCUGCCUUAGAACUUGUGCAUGAUCUCUUGUGGGACAUCUAGAAGAAGGAGAACAUUUCAAAUGGUCUGGAUUAAUCUGUUGAUUUUUGAGAAAAGUCCCCCAAUUCCCUUUCCAUGUGUCAUAAAUAUAAAGGGAAGGGUAAAGCCCUUUAAAAUCCCUCCUGGCCAGAGGAAAAAUCCUCUCACUUGUAAAGGGUUAAGAAGCUAAAGGUAACCUUGCUGGCACCUGACCAAAAUGACCAAUGAGGAGACAAGAUACUUUCAAAAGCUGGGAGGAGGGAGAAAAACAAAGGGUCUGUGUCUCUUGGUAUGCUGCUUUUGCCGGGGAUAGAACAGGAAUGGAGUCUUAGAACUUUUAGUAAGUAAUCUAGCUAGGUAUGUGUUAGAUUAUGAUUUCUUUAAAUGGCUGAGAAAAGAAUUGUGCUGAAUAGAAUGACGAUUUCUGUCUGUGUGUCUUUUUUGUAACUUAAGGUUUUGCCUAGAGGGAUUCUCUAUGUUUUGAAUCUAAUUACCCUGCAAGGUAUCUACCAUCCUGAUUUUACAGAGGUGAUUUCUUUACUUCUAUU